AUGAGUUCAAGCAAGCCUACCGAUCCUAAUGAUCCAUUGUAUACUCCAGACACAUCCAAGGUAGAUUUAUCGAGCCUAUCCCCACAAGAGCUGAAACUAUACAAGUUGUAUGGCAAAUUGCCAAAAACCAAUGACAUAUUACGUGGGAAACUCAAGGAGAGGAAGUUUUUCGAUUCUGGAGAUUACGCAAUGUCCAAAGCCGCUUCCCAUGGCGAAAGGGCCAAUAUUCCCGACCAAGUUGGUGUACUGAACCCGCUCCACAAUCCUGAAAUCGAGAAUGUGGCAAGAAUCAAUAGGAAUUCAGUUGUUGGUAGUGUUAGUAUCGGUACUAAUGUUUCAAAGAAAUCAAAACUUGAAGAAGAUUCAACUGGUUGA
Molecule: messenger RNA, 375 nt
Organism: Pichia kudriavzevii
Lineage: Eukaryota; Fungi; Ascomycota; Pichiomycetes; Pichiales; Pichiaceae
Exons: 1
Coding region: 1-375 (124 amino acids)
Cellular component (GO): cytoplasm
Molecular function (GO): protein phosphatase inhibitor activity
Source: RefSeq, a predicted model, not a curated record